AUGUCGACGCGGAGGAAAGAUAACAGCGUUCCGCUGCCGACAGAAGGAGGUAGUCGAAUAUAUUCAGACGAUCGGCCGAUAUUCGACGACCCCGAGGAUAGGAGAAUAAUUUGUAUUAAUUUGAGGUCUAGUUCAAAUUAACAGGACGAAUAUGAAAGAUUGUCAUAGCCUAGUUUAAUAUUUUUUGGCGAAUUCGAAAUUAUGAACGAAAUUUCUUGGAAAAUUUUUUUUUUGAAUGAGUGUUUUAAUUUUAAAAAUUCGAGCCUCAGAGUUCGAACCAAUGUUUUAGCGUUCGAAAAAAAAAGUCUUUGAGAGAAAGUUUGAAAGAGCUACGGGUUGACUUCGUUUCAUGAGAAGAGUUCAGCGCCGGCUCGGUUGGCGCCGCGUUUUACGACCAGGCGACGAAACUUCUACACGUUAUGAAUGACGUCGACGAGGACAAUUGUUACCGUAUCACUGAUUCCUGUUGGUCUUAACUGUUGAACACUUCUUUGUAAAGGAGAAGAUUUAGCUGUUCUUCCAGAACAGGGAAAGUUCGGUGUAGAACAAGCUUAACUGCAAAGGAAAAUGUUCGUAUAAGACCUUCAUUUGUGCAAAAUCUGUUUGAUUCGCUUUUCAAUCCUUGGCUUCUGUCAACGAUAAUAGAAACGUGAUUCAAUUGUCUAAAACAUUUGUUUUCGAAUCCCUUCCUUCUUUCACUACUCAGAAAAUAAACUGUAGGCCAGCACGCAUAGUUUAGAGAGCACGGUGAGUUUGGGGAGGUCUGACAAGUCGUCUCCACGUUCUUCCCGCUCUUCAAUGAAAGUUCUGGCUUGCAUGAUACCAGACUUGUUUCUCUAACGCAUCCAUUUUUGAUCUUGCUUUUAAAGUCUUUUAUUGAAAAAGUUAAACAAGGAAGUUCCAAGGAUCAUUAUGAAGAAAUAUUCAAGAUUAGCAAAAGAUAUAGAAAGUUGAAAAUUUUGAAAACUUUGAGUGAAAUGAAUCGUUCUACAAUUAUGUAACUAGUAAGAAAGUUCAGUUUCAAGUGUUUGAAAUCCGUUUUUGUUAAAAAUCAGUUGAAUAUGAAUCGGUAAUUUUUAGUGAUCAAACAAGUUGAGCCGACAGAAAUCGUCGUGAACAACUCGAACCAGCUGCAGUUCCUCAAUUUCUUGGGUAAAAAGUGUGAGUUUUGAGGCCAAUUCUACUUAUUUCUCAUCUUCUCAGUUCAUUUCAGACGGCCAUAUUGAGAUUCUGCCACCGGAGUUGAGAUUAUGUGCAGUAGAUGUAGUCAGUAAUCCUACAAACGAAGGCUCUUCUGAGGAGCAACGAGGUUUUUUUUCUUCCUAUGGACGAUUUUUUUAAAUUAUGAAAUGUUGAUUUCAGAACACGAAAGUUCAGAGAACGACGAAGACGAUUCCGAUCCUCCACCUCCGGUAUAUUUAAUUAUUGAUCCUUGAUUCUUCUUAUUUCAUGAGUUUUACCAUUCCAGCAAUAUGGAGAAACGCAAGACGAAGGGGAAGGCGAAGAUGGAGAUGAAGUUGAGAUGGAGAACAACGACGACGACUUCGACGAGGAUUGGUUCGGAGAUGAGAAAGGCCCGAAACUCGUCUUCAAUCAGCUCAACAAUAGCUUUUUCCGUAUGUGUAUAUUAACUUUAGCUGAGAGUAGAAAUAUUCUAUUCAUACGCCAAACUUUAUGAGGAACAGCGCAACUUUCAUUGUCACCCGAAACAACAUUAUAUCGCAGGCGAUAUAGCCGAAUAUUCUUGCUGCGACAUCUUCAGAAUCUCGAUCCCAUUUCGCUCUCUUUUAUAAAUUUGAGCUGUAGUUUUUUGUUUCGUUUUCGACUUUUAAAUGAAUCGAAUACAAAAAUGGGAAGGAAACAUUUCGGAGGACGAUAUAGCGCAAGGCUUUUGCGAUAUCGCAGCUACCCCGCGGCAUAGCGUUAUAGACCAUUUCGCGCCAGCUUGUCACGAUUUUCGUUUCCCUCCGGGCUGGAAAAUCAUUCUGUUCGAAGCGCGCGGAGUGUUUCUCUGCAUGCGUGUUUUGUUUGGCCUAAAAUUACCGUUAUAUUAAAGGCGCAGGCAGAGAUUGAAAUCGCGCCCGUUGAAAAGAGGGAUUUUUUAGCUCAAAGGAAUAAAAAAAUCGUGACGAGCUGGCGCGGAAUGGCCUGUACUUUCGCUGCGACAUAGCCCCUUGCAGACUACGAAAAGGCAUUGAAGCGGAUCGCCGAGCUUUUCGACUCCGAAAGAAGUCGGUCUUCAACGGAAGCUUCGCUCAGCGUCCGCUUCCGCGUCAGUCCCUUCUCGACGAACAUGACAAGGGCCGUCGGCGCCCUCCUCUACUACCUGGAAGCCAUUCGUCUUGGCGUCGAAAACCGUCCUCUGAACGUCAGGGCGCCUAUUGAAGGCGUCAAAACAUUUGUCCUGUUCGUUUCCUUUUUCGAUCUCAGAAUGUCAAAGUACAGCUUCAAAAAUUCGACUAUUUCACUAUUGAUUCUUAAACUUUCUUCUAGGUUAGAUUCUUUCUGAUGUGAACCAGUAGAACAUAUCUAACGGAUUUUCAUUCCCAUCCAACUUUUUUUUUUCCCACCACUUUUCAUAUUUAAGAGAGUCGCUCGUCGAAAUGGACUGGAACACUUACCAAGCUCUUGAAAUUUUUCCCCCCAAAGAAAAGGUUUUCGAAUAUUUUGAUUAAUUUCUAGACAGUUCUUUUCUUUCAGAAGUCUAAAAAUCCAACCCGAGGUGGUGCUGACAAAUCUUUGUUCUCCCUCUGCAACAAAACUAAAUCGUGUGAAGGGAAACGCUUGUUGGGGUGAGCUCUUUAACGUCUCUUCAUUAGCCACUAGAGUUGAUCAAUACAAAAAUAAAAGAUUUCGCUUAGAAAAAUUAGAAAUUAGGCAAGCACCAACCAAUAUAUUUGUAAGUAAGAAUAUUCCGACAAUUUUUCAUGUUUUCUUAUACGUGGAAUUUUCGGCUUUAGAGCGUUCCACGCGAGACGGUCACGUUUCGAAAGAAAAUUAAGAAAGAACAGCUUUUGAAUAAUUCCGAUUUUUUGCAGAAAAUGGUUCCGUACCCCUACAAAAAAUCGUGAGGUUCUCCGAAAACGACAGGCGGCGAUUGCUUAUUUUGCUCAUGUAUAUAUUCCCUUCAGAUUUUAUCAGAACUUUUGGGCAGAAUCUUAUUCAUCGAAUUGUUAACAGGAUUGCAACUUGAACACCACCUAUUUCAUAAGCAGAACUUUUUCUCGCGUCAAGAAUAUCAAGGUGAGUCGUCUCUUGGAAUUCACACAGUUUCACUGAUUUCUUUUAUUCAGCAAACUCUGAACCAACUGCGCACCGGACACGCUAGAUUCCUUCAUUGGAAGGCAUUUUCAGAUGUUCGUUUUGUAUAUAUUUACACAGAAAAAUUAAAACUCAAGGCAAUUUAUUUUCAUAACAAGUUUCAGACCAUCGAAGCUUUGAUCCAUGUUGGGAAAGUGAUUCAUGAACGGGAGGUAGUUCCUGAAAAAUUACCCAAAAAAAUAAGAGUUCUCCAGGUAAAGCUCGACAUUAUCGAAAAGAAGAUUGACCUGGAAGUUUUGAACGAACUUGCGGUCCUUUUCGAAAACGUGGUUUGCUCAAGUUGCAUUGGCUUUUUAGAGCUCUAGAAAAUCGAAAGUGGAAAUGAACUUAUUUGAAGGAAUUUUAGCAAUUUGAGUUCGAAAAUGUUCAUCCAGAGUCCCGAAGGACGAAAAAUUCGAGAACAUUGCUUUUCUCAAUUUUCGAAACUGCAAAAUUUGAGUAACAGAGUGGAAUUCAAAAAGAAAUUAGAUUUUCACGUAUUUCAAAACUAUCGUUGAAGGCAUACGGUAGAUAAUUAUUCCAUCUUUUAGAGCUUUCCUUUUUUUUCCAAACAGUUUCCUUGAAGUUUUACAGAAAUUUUUUCAUUUUGAUUGGUUCAUGGACGAAUUUCAUCGAUUUUUUCCUUUUUCUACUGACUGAAAAGACUUUUCAGACUGGAAAAAAGCGUAUCAGACUUUUUAGAUCGACUAUGAAGCAUCGGCUAGCGAAGACCGUGUCGUGGUCAAUCGGGGAGUCGAUCAGGCGCUUGAUGAAUGUCAGUUUUACACGAGAAAAAGCGCGGAAUUCGCUAUAUAGCCGAUUCACGGCUAGCUUGGAACUGUAGGGGGGCCUCUAUGGGUUAUCUACAAAUAGGGCACGGUUAUUUUUUAAAAUCGUGUCAGGACCCUUUUUCAAUGGCUUAAACCAGUCUUGAGUCAGCUAUAGAAGUUUCUGCAGGUAAGGACGUCUACGAGGGGCUGCCGAAAAUUUUGACGGAAGUGGCGCAAGAAGAGUCGAUAAAACUGGGCCUCGAAAAUACAAAAUGCUGCUGCAUUUACGUGCCGAUUCUUGGCUAUAUGCUCGUGUUGCCCAUCGAUUUUCCUAUUGACGAAAGGUGGUUUUCCGAAAAAUAAUAUUCUAAAAAAACGUCGAAAAUUGUUCAAAUGUCCUACAUUUAAUUUAUCUCCGAGAAAAUUCUAGAAAAAUUUUUAGACUUUUUUUAGUUGUUUGAUAUUUUUUUCCUUCUUUCACCGUGAAUUCUAGGUCAUAAGAAAAAAAUUAUGAAAUUUUUUUUAACUGAUUGAAAUAGAAAAAUCCCCUAAAGACUCAAAGACAAGUUACCAUAUUUUUUUGGGAAACGUUUUAAUUUGAAUUUUGAAGUUUAACAAAAGAAGAAGUACAGAGCGCCUCAAUGUGCAUUUUUCAAGUUUGCUCCAGCAAAGUACGUUUUCAAUAGGCUGGAAAGAACGUUUUUUGCAAUUAUAAGACAGGGCUAGAUGAUCAGAAAAUGUUUCCCUUAACGAACCAGAAAACUUGACAAGCGAAAGUUCGAAUGAAUUUCAAUGGAAAAUAUCAGAUUCCGGAUGGUCUACACGACGAACACCACGAUGCAUGUGAAGAACGAGAGAAUGGACAGACUUGAUCAAGAAAUGGGAGACAUCAAGAUGCAGAUAGUCGACAAGGAAGCCUUGAUUCAGAUGAGGUGCCAAGGAAUUUUUCGGAUGUAUUGACAGGAUCCUUUCCAGGGUGAAAAAGUUGAUCAUGGCAGUGAAAAAUGAGCUUCACAGCGCGGUGCGUGUUGUGGCGACACUCGACGCUAUCAUUUCCUUGAGCCUCGUAUCGAGGGAAAUGAAGUGCGUUUUUCGUGGGGUUCAUUUUUUGAAUUGAUUUUAUUAAUUUUUAAUCGAGUGAGAAACUAUUGUCUAAUAAGAAUUCAUAUCCAUUUUUUUAAAAAAUAUUUUACAGCAAAAAGUAGAUUAGAAAUUCUGAUGCAGAGUUUCGACUUACUUUCACUAAUUAUACCCACUGGAGUUUGGGGAGCAAAAUACCGAAUCAUCUCCAUAAUUUAUUAUGAAAAUAGAUUUUAGAACACUUUCAGGAUUAAAUAUAUAAAUAUAGUUCGAGGAUCAAUCCUAUUUUAAGCUGGGUUUGUCCGGCACUGGUCGACGAAUUGGUGAUCUUCGUGAAUGAAGGGACUCAUCCUUUGUCGCAACUUGUCUCCAAGAAAAACUUCGUCCCGAAUCCAAUAUCGUUCGUGAAAAAGUCUUGGAAAUGGUUUCUCCAUCUAUUGAGUCAGAUCUUGGAAUGGCGAAUCGAAAGUAAAGAUCAUCACAGGGCCGAACGCAUGCGGAAAAAGUAUAUAUCUAAAACAAGUUUGUGGUCCGAUUAUAUUUGCCUGAUCCUUUCUUUCUAGGUGGGCAUAAUCGUGUUUCUCGCGAGCAUCGGAAGUUUUGUGCCGGCGAGAAAAGCGAAAAUUGGACCGAUCGACCUGAUUAUCACGCGGAUGUACACCAUCGACACGGUUCUCGACGGGUUGUCAACUUUUGCCCUCGAUAUUGGCCAGGUGGGAAUAUCAGGAGAUGGAAUACUUUAUUCGCCGCUAGAUUGGGAAAAAAAAACUACGCUUUUGCGCCCGCAGGUAGAGAACGCAACGUUGUAGAUUAGCUGUAUUGGUGAGCAGGAAUUAACAAGAACAACUGACUAGGGAAUGGUCUCCAUUCGCAGUGGGACUUCUGAAUGAGACUAGGUUCACUAGAUGUAGUUUUUUACGCUGAUUCCAAAUCUGGUCUCAAAAACUGUCCUCGAGACCUGUGAAAAAAGUUAGGGGCUCUCAAAGUCGAAAAAUUUUAUGUCUUCGAUUGAGCUCAUUUUUGGAGGGUAUAUAGAUCUUGUCCCUCUGGUCACGAAAAACCAUCAAAUUUCUCUCAAAAAAAAUUCGGAGCCCAGAUAUGAACUUUCAAAGCCCCGCCUAACACAAGAGCAUGCGAGCGCGGUGUCCUAUGGCGAUCCGACGGCUGUCGAAGCAACGGCAGCGAGGAGCAGUGGUAAGGCGGCGGACUGGGGAUCACGAGGUCAUAGGUUCGGUGCCCACGCUGUGCAAACUUUUUGCGAUUUCUCCUUUUUUGGAUACUUUCGUCUAACUGCUCCUUUUUUGAGUUUUGAGGCGUAUAAACACGAAAAAACUGCGUUUUGAACCUAUUCCAACAGCUGAAAUUCUUUUUGUCGCAAAUUUUUUUAAUGAAAUUUUCCGUGAUUUUCCAUGUGUAUGAGCAUGAGUUGGAGUGUCAAAAUUUUCAGAAAAAAUUUUUUUGGUUUUUCUUUUUUUCUUUUUCCAAAAGCUGUCUGAACCGAAGUCAUCACAGCUACGCUGACCGACCACAGAAAAAAAUUUUUUUCUUCAAAAAACCCUUCGUUAUUUGCAGUGGGCUCACCUAUGACCAUCGCAUUUUGCCGAAAAAAAGAGAAAAUUCCCGCGAUUUGCCCCAAAUGGAAAAGAUUGAAAAUGUCCAAAAAACUUAUAUCUCAAAGAAACUUCAUUUUCUUAUUUUCAGUUUCUUUUUUAUUUUGGAACUUUCUACUCGCCGAAGUCUGACUAUAAUCUUUCAAAAAUUUUUCAUUGAACGGAAGUUUUUUUAGUGAGGUUUUUUUCUAUUAAUUUUAUUCACGGAUCAAAGGAAGCCUCCUUGAUCCGUGAAUAAAAUUUUUGCUGAAACUUUAUUCACGGAUCAAGGAGAGCCUCCUUGAUCCGUGAAUAAAGUUUCAGCAAAAACCUGAAUUAAAUUUGGGUGAUUUUUUUCUCUCGUGAAGAGGUAAGUGAGCACCGCAGUCUGAAAAAAAUUAUUGAAAAUUUUCCGCAUCAUCUAUCAGCGUAGCUGUGAUGACUUCGGUUCAGACAGCUUUUGGAAAAAAAGAAAAAAAGAAAAAAACCAAAAAAAUUUUUUUCUGAAAAAUUUUGACACUCCAACUCAUGCUCAUACACAUGGAAAAAUCACGGAAAAAUUUCAUUAAAAAAAUUUUGCGACAAAAAAAGAAUUUCAGCUGUUGGAAUAGGUUCAAAAACGCAGUUUUUUUCGUGUUUAUACGCCUCAAAACUCAAAAAAGGAGCAGUUAGACGAAAGUAUCCAAAAAAGGAGAAAUCGCAAAAAGUUUGCACAGCGUGGGCACCGAACCUAUGACCUCGUGAUCCCCAGUCCGCCGCCUUACCACUGCUCCUCGCUGCCGUUGCUUCGACAGCCGUCGGAUCGCCAUAGGACACCGCGCUCGCAUGCUCUUGUGUUAGGCGGGGCUUUGAAAGUUCAUAUCUGGGCUCCGAAUUUUUUUUGAGAGAAAUUUGAUGGUUUUUCGUGACCAGAGGGACAAGAUCUAUAUACCCUCCAAAAAUGAGCUCAAUCGAAGACAUAAAAUUUUUCGACUUUGAGAGCCCCUAACUUUUUUCACAGGUCUCGAGGACAGUUUUUGAGACCAGAUUUGGAAUCAGCGUAAAAAACUACAUCUAGUGAACCUAGUCUCAUUCAGAAGUCCCACUGCGAAUGGAGACCAUUCCCUAGUGAGUUUAUAUAGGCUGAGUGGAGAGAUCCCGAAGACUGGAAUGUUCCUGGAGAAAGGUGGAUUAUAGAGUAUACUAGGUAAGGAGUAUAGUGAAAAUAAAAACAAAACAUGAGUUGGUUAUGUCCCUGUUCUUUGGCCAAAUCUGGAUUUCUAACUAGUUGACUAUUUUUUAACGAUUCUGAAAGCGUCAAAAUUGAAAAAAUUUGGAAUUUGCACAGAUAUCGGUUGCGUUGCGACGCUCUACUGGGAAAUCGUUGGUUAUCAUUGACGAAUUCGGCAAGGGUACCAUGGUGGUCAGGAGUUCCCUUCUUUUUGGUGCUUAAAUUUUGAUAUUUGUCCAGGAAGUGGGUCUUUCGCUGCUCGCUGCCUGUCUCACGUAUUGGAUUCAGCGAGGUUGGAUUCCUCCUCAAAAAAAAUUUUUUUUUCGCUUUUUAGGUGUCGAAGAUUGUCCACAUUUAUUCCUAUCUUCGCAUUUCCACGCACUCCCGAAAUACAUCCCUUACACGGAGACUUUCGUUUCUUUCCAUGUAAAUUCUCAAAAGCUAAGGGGUCAUGGUGACAAUACUUUCGCAGGGUUUUCUGAGUUUCAGUAUUUUAGUAGUUUGAGAAAAUUUUGAAUCCUUCAAACUGGCACUUCAAACAGCUGUAAAAACUCGGUAAUGAGGAUUUAAUAACAAAUAGAAUAUGAACUUUUCUAGAAGGGAAGGAGGGUGAUGUAUGUAGAUAAUAGAUCACGUGGAAGAUGAAAACCACUAUAUGAAGGUCUGUUCUCACAGACCCUCACGAAGAACCUCCCCCUUGCCGACAACGAAGACGACUGCGACACACCCGAUGAGUCCACGAUAACUUUUAUGUUUGUGUGUGCGUGA
Caenorhabditis auriculariae is the source of this 8717-nucleotide messenger RNA. NCBI's taxonomy places the organism in Eukaryota, Metazoa, Nematoda, Chromadorea, Rhabditida, Rhabditidae. The record is from the annotation of a GenBank genome assembly.